Molecule: messenger RNA, 1963 nt
Organism: [Torrubiella] hemipterigena
Lineage: Eukaryota; Fungi; Ascomycota; Sordariomycetes; Hypocreales; Clavicipitaceae
Source: the annotation of a GenBank genome assembly
CAAAAACACGCGUCGCCAACAAAACUCACCAGCAUACAAAUCCACCAUAAAUCCACCCCAUUGCCUGGAUUCUACAACAUCAUCUGUAAUUUCCCUUAUUUACCACGCCAACCCAUCAUGGCCUCGGACAGGGAGCUGCGCAAACGCCGCGACGCCUCACAAGCAUCAUCUGUCACGGCGGUACCAGAGAAGCUGUCCCUGCUGAUCCAUUGGGACGACCUGCCGCCAUGGCGCCGCGACAACGCCUUCAUUCACACAUCGUACCGCCGCAUCACACCGUCCUAUACACACGCUCUGCGCUCACUGUUCUAUCUGCACAAUGAGUCGGUCAACAUCUGGAGCCAUCUCAUCGGGUGCGCCAUCUUUGCAGCCUCAUCGGUGUACAUCUACAAUGUCGCUAGGCCGCGGUACCUCGAGUACGCUAAUUUCACGGACGUGGCUGUCUUUGCGUGCUUCUUUGGCGGCGCCAUGCUCUGUCUGGGCAUGAGCGCAACGUAUCAUGGGCUCGUUGACCAUAGUGAGCAAGUUGCCAAGUGGGGGAAUAAGCUGGAUUAUACGGGUAUCGUGGCGCUUAUUGUGGGAAGUUAUGUGCCGGCGCUGUAUUACGGGUUUUACUGCCAGCCUGUGCUACUGCAGAGUUAUCUCUAUCUUAUUUGUAUCCUGGGAGCUGGCUGCGCGACAGUCUCGUGGGUGGAACGAUUCAGGACGCCGGAUUGGCGGCCAUAUCGCGCUGCCAUGUUCAUUAGCCUGGGGCUGUCGGGUGUGAUUCCCGUGGUACAUGGUAUCAGCCAGGACGGGUUCCAGGCGGUGGAUGAUAGAAUGAGCGUCGGGCUGGUGAUUCUGCACGGCGCCAUGUACAUCUUUGGCGCCGUCUUGUAUGCUGUUCGAUGGCCGGAGAGAAAUCAUCCAGGCAAAUUCGACGUCUGGGGCCAUUCGCACCAGAUUUUCCACAUAUUUGUGCUCAUGGCGGCCUUGACGCACUUUUACGGCAUGGCCAAGGCAUUUGAUUACCAUCAUACUGUUAUGAAGGGCGUCUGCGCAGCAUAGACUUUACGCUUACUAGAGGAUUGUAUAUAUGAGAUGACGUUACAUAUAUAGACGAAGAGAAUACAUAAUGUUUCAUUAUCAUGCUAGCUCUAUACCCAGAUCCAUUACUUUCACCAAGCCAGACGCCAUGGCAGCGGCUGCCCAGCACCCGUACGCCUCAUUUGGAUUCCACUGGACGGAACAUAUUCUCGUGCCAGGAUCAUUCAUAAACAUCUUUGUAGUACCACUUCCGCCCUCUCCAUCAUCAUCCGACUCAAAGUCAGUCUUGGUAGCAGACUUGGCCUUCUUCUUCUUCGGUUUAGGCGCGGCCUGCCUACCUUCCGCCUUCUCCGGCUUCGUUUCUAACGCGAAGCCAUGGAUAAUCCGCGACGUGCCACGCACUGCUGCUGGCGUGUCGGGCUGGUGGAAACGUGCCGACACAUGCUCGUGCUGGAAGAUGCGUAACCGGCCCAUAGUGACGUAGCGUGUGCUGAGAAGCUCGGCGAGAGGAUUCAUGCACCAUACACUUCCGUCUAACGUGCCGACAAGCAGACAUGGAUGUGUUCGACCGACCGACAGACAUGUCGGCAGACUAUCCAUAGUACACAGUGUUCGCACCAUGGGAAAGUGUGCGUAAUGCGAAAACGUGAGAAUUGCAUUAACUGCGCGCGAACUUGGGUUCAGCAUGAUGAAGCCGAGCAGGUGGUCGCUGUAGCCAAUGAGAUGGGCCUGCGGGUUGAUGACUGUACUUUGCACCUCGGUGGAUUCGAUGCUGGGAGAUCGUAGGUCGAUAAGCUUAUUUGUUCCGCCGACGGGAUACGAAGCAACCAUGUAAGGCCGGCUUGGUGCACCAGAAACCAUACCGACAAUCGUGGUAUGGUGCACUGGGUGGCGAGAGAGUAGACGACGGGGCUGGAUCGACCAGAGCGCAAUAGAG